CAGUCUGUCUGCUUUUGUCUUUUCGUUUCUUUCGGAAAACUGGUAUUCUGACUAGUUUCUUUAAAACUUAGGACGGUUGAAUAUUUCAUUGGCGAAUUCGUUGUUACAUAUGUAUCAUUAGUACAAUAUUGUUUUAGUUAGCUGAAAACGCUAAGACUGCGACCUACACAUACCUUUGUACAUAUAUACGUGUACCAAAUGCUACAAUAAUUGUUUUUUUUCCUUUAUAUAUACGGACCGAGUUAGUUCAAAGCAAACAUUUAUGUCCAUAUAAAACUGUAGAUUGCGCUUCAUACACAGAUUUGAUAUAAAUACUUGGAUUUGUUGUAAAUAAGUUCAUGAUAUAAAUAUAUCAAAAACAAGGCUUAUAAGCAGGAAUAAAACAUCAUUGAUUUUGUUAUAAAGGACAACAGUAAAACGUACAGUACUAUUUUAAUCAAAAUAAUGAACGGUUUAGCCAACAGUAAUGACGACACUAUUGAGUGUCCACUGUGUAUGGAACCACUAGAGGUGGAUGAUUUGACUUUUUUCCCAUGCACUUGUGGAUACCAAAUUUGUAGAUUCUGUUGGCACAGAAUUCGUACAGACGAGAACAAAUUAUGCCCAGCAUGUCGAAAAGAAUAUCCGGAAAAUCCUGCUGAUUUUAAGCCACUAACUCAAGAGGAAAUGAUUGCUUUUAAGUCGCAAAAACGUCAGAGAGAUCAACAACGAAAACAAAAAAUAACUGAAAACCGAAAACACCUUGCAAAUGUACGUGUAGUUCAAAAAAAUUUGGUAUUUGUUGUUGGCUUACCCCCCCGACUUGCUGACGCAGACAUAUUGAAAAAACAUGAAUAUUUUGGAAAGUAUGGAAAAAUUCAUAAAGUUGUUAUAAACCCAAGUACAACCUACGCUGGAGUACAGGGUCCCUCAGCGUCGGCUUAUGUCACAUAUGUACACAAUACAGAUGCAUUGAGAGCUAUACAAAGUGUAAACAAUAUAAUGAUAGAUGGGCGUCUAAUAAAAACCAGUCUCGGAACGACAAAAUAUUGCAGCCAUUUUAUGAAAAACCAACAAUGUCCCAAAGGUGAUUGUAUGUACUUACAUGAGUUGGGUGAUUCUGAAGCUAGUUUUACAAAGGAGGAAAUGCAUCAAGGAAAACAUCAAGAGUAUGAAAAACGACUACAUGAUGUUUUAAUUGCCACAUCUGGGGUAAAUACUGUAUCUGGAAUCGGAGGGUCUACGAAUGGUGCAAAUGUAGCUGGUAGCGGUACCUCUAAAGCAAACGCUUCGGUUACAAUAUCAUCAUCAUCAUCUUCUUCGACAUCAUCGGUAUCAAUUGUAAAUAGUUCUACAUCAGCAAAUGCACAGCUAAAAGAGGCUUGGCCCAGCUUAUCAGUUUCUCCUAUUAAUAGCAAAGAAACAUUAGGCAUUGCCUCCAAUGGAAACGGAAAAAAUAGAAAAGAAAAGUCCCGAAAUGAGAAAGGUCGACAUGAUAAAAAUAAAUCCAAAAACAAAAAUCAUGUUUUCCCUAAUGCCAAUACAUCCAACAAAGAGAACUUUAUUCCUGAUACUAGGGGCGAACCAAGCACCGUAACAGCAAUUCCAGCAGAAGACACAGUCACUGCUUCAACAAAAAUAGAAUUAGAUUCUGUUAACAAUCGACCAAAAUCGGAACGGAACAAGGAAAAAGGACUGUUAAACCGUGCCUCACUUUCAAAAGACCAAAAAGAAAAUAAAGAAGAAAUCCAAAAGAGUUCGACUGAAGUCAAUAGGCAGUUGGAACAUUCUGAUAAUGAGGCAAAUACAAGCAAAGAAAUAAGCACGACAAAGCGCAAUGAAAGUAAUAAAAUAUUUUCAUUGAUAAACCGGCCAACAUCUAAUGUACAUCGGUCGCUCAGUUCUAGUAGUGAAAAUAGUGAAGAUCACUUAUCUGAAAGCAGUACAAGUGAACAAAGUUCGCCUGGAAAUUUAAAGAAUAUGCGAUGUAAUAGUUCAAGUAAUGAAAUCCAAAAAGAAAUGAUUAAUAGUAAUAUUGAAUCGGAAAAUGCGGAUGACAUUUUGUCAACAACAAAAGUAGUUGUGGAAAAGGGAGAUGAGAUAACUCAAUCAAUUCAAGAUGAUAAUGAAAUAUUAAAUAUCGGCGGAAAUGACUCCACAAAGGAAGUAUCGGAUGCCAUGUUUAAGCUAAACAUGUUUGACGAUAGCAACAGCUUCUUCUCGUCGUCCCCUACAUUGCAGCAGUCGGUACUUUUUAGGAACAAAGUGGAUGAGGAUGUAAGGCAGCCGCAAAUAAACAGCGUAACGAAUUCACAUUUGCCAGACUUGCUUAAUGGCAUUGAUGGAUACCAAAAUGCUGCCAGCACAAAUGAAUGGGAAGAAGCCCUUAAAAACUUAAUGCUACGCAACAACCGACAAGUAGACGAGCAAGUUCUACAGCAACAACAAUUGCAAAUGCAACAACAACAUCAUCACCAACAAGUACUCAAACAACAAGAAGAUUUUCUACGAAUUCACGAGCUACAAAAACGGAGCAAUUUAGUAAAUAAUGGAAUUUCCCAUAAUACACAUACUGAUUUUCCAAGACAUUAUUAUGGUAACGAUGUUGAAGCAAAUAGGACACAACCACAUGCCCCCGUGCAUCCGCAGCACAACCCACAGCAGCCCGAUGAAAACUCCGUAAAUACAAAUAAUAUAUUUGGUGGAAAUAUGUCAAAGUUUUUCGACUUUCAUAAAAGUCAACAACAAAUCCAUCAACAGUACAUUAAUGGACAAUCUCAGUUAAGUAAUGUCGAUUCUCAUCGAUUAGCUAUAUUUCUGGAAAACAACCGCACCAACCCAUCAGUUUUUGACAAUGGUAUUUUAACACAACAAGCGCUAUUGCAGAAACAAAGGUUCAUGGGAAAUUUUGAAAAAACAUCUUCAACAAACCAACCACAUAACGUGCAUUCGCCCCAAAAUAGGUUUUCGCAGAACUCAUUAGCGGAUGAUGACCUAGGAUUUGACCCGUUUAUUGAAACACAAAAGGGACUUGCUGAACUUAUGGAAAAUGAAGUGGUACAACAGAGUGUUAAUGGACCAAAAUUACAGCAGCAAACACAACAUCCGCAUCACCAAAUUCUGGAUAACAUGCAACGCGCCCGAAUGCCUCCACCUGGCUUUAAUCAUAUGAAUACCUUAGGAUUUGACAAUGCAAGCAGGGUACACUCUAGCAAAAUUCUUCCCUUUAUUAAUAUGCCAGGAUGCUCGGUUGGAAACAACACAGGGCAAGUCGAACCACACCACCUCCACUUGGCUACUAACUGGAACUCCCAUUUGGCAACAUUACACCAACACCAAGGACAACCAAUAAAUGACUCCCAUUUACAACAUCAAAUUGCCCAUGUUAGCAUCCAAAAUAAAGGAUAUAGUAACAGUGAUUGGACUGCAAUGGACCCUGCUAUUUUGUCUUUUAGACAGUAUUCAUCUUUUCCACAGCAAGCUCAAAUGCCUCACCAUUCACAAGAUCUAUUUCUGCAACAUUUGGCUCAAAGUCAACAGCAAAACGGACAAGGAGGGUUCUGUAAUCAAUCCCAACAAGUGCUUCCUGGUAUUAACAUGCCUAAUAAUAUGAUGAAUGGGCAAUCUUCAUCUCAAUCACAGGUGAACGCUAAUGUUCAGGGUAUGCUGGAGUUCUUAAAAAAUCGUCAAUUUGUUUAAAAUUUAAUUCUGAAUAUUAUAUAUUGGUUUACCUGUACUACUUAUAAUAUACUUAUUGUAAUACAUACAUAGUGAAAAAAAUCGAAUAUAAAAAAUCGAA
Drosophila hydei is the source of this 3778-nucleotide messenger RNA. RefSeq lists its product as uncharacterized. Gene Ontology annotation, biological process: protein ubiquitination. Gene Ontology annotation, molecular function: ubiquitin-protein transferase activity; metal ion binding; RNA binding. The record is from RefSeq and is a predicted model, not a curated record. Gene Ontology annotation, cellular component: CCR4-NOT complex. NCBI's taxonomy places the organism in Eukaryota, Metazoa, Arthropoda, Insecta, Diptera, Drosophilidae. The transcript is spliced from 18 exons. The coding region runs from base 445 to 3678 and encodes 1077 amino acids.